CCCUGAUUGGACUGUGUGCUGACAGCACAGAGUUGGCUUGCGAUUCUUUCUCCCUCUGCCCCUCCCCCACUUGAGGGCGCUUAUGCCAGGAGGCAAUACACUUUCUCUCUCAUAAUAAAUAAACAUUUAAAAACCUGUUUAAAUAAAUAGAAAUCCUAUACCCGUUAGCCGUCAGUCUCCAUUUCCCCUCAAGUCUAAGCAAACACUAAUGUACUUUCUGUACAGAUUUGCCUAUUCUAAACAUUUCAUACAAACGGAAUCAUACAAUACUUGGCCUUUUAUUUCUGGCUUGCUUUACUUUGCAUAGUGUUUUCAAGGCUCAUCCAUGUUGCAGCAUGUAUUAGUACACCAUUCCUUUUAAAGGUCAAAUAACAUUCCAUUAUAGGGAUAUACCACGUUUUAUUUAUCCAUUUAUCACUUGUUUCCACUUUUGGGCUAUUAUGAGUAAUACCAUGAACAUUUUAUGUGUUAGUCUUCAUGUGAACAUAUGUUUUAAAACCCCUCAUUAUACGUGGCAGGGACUUGUUUGAUCAUAUAGUAAUCCCACCUUUGAGGUAGUCCCAGAAUGUUUUCCAAAUUGAUGACACCAUUUUGCAUUCCCAGCAGGAGAGUUCUCAGUAAACAAACAAACAAACAACCAACCAUGGACACCCUUGGUUGUGUUCAAAACCUUGGUUGUUGUUAAAACAAGAACUAGCAAAAGUUUGUUAUCUUUCUCCCUCUUUUUUGCCUUGCACCGAGGGAUACAUGGUGAUUUAAUUAAAGGAGGUGGAGGACGACCCGAUAAUCACCCUGGCUAAGCGUUGCGGGGGGCUUGGGGGGGGGGGGGCGGUCCCGGGCGGUCCCAGCAGCCCUCGCGCAACUAACGUCAGAGAGGUGAGCGCAUGCGCGUGAGGAUCACGUUGUGUGUUUGUCCUCAGGUGGCGCUCGCCUGGUUCAGCUCGCUCGGUGCGUGAGGAGAGGGUUCUAUGUGCUGCUGGGCAGGGGUUCCUCUCACUGGAGGCUGCUGAUGUGGGUGAGAGAGGUCGUGGAUCCCAGGGUGUGAGGCCAGAUUCGCUUUUAUCUGCUUUGUGAGGUGUUUUUCUGCUGACGCCGCAGGGGGAGAAGACCUGACCUCCUUUGCCUAUUCUAAGUGAACUAACCCUUGAGUUCUUUGGAGUAUGAGAACAUUUGUAGAAUUUUAUCCCCGUUCGUUUAUUUAAUGCUUUUUCACUGGCUUCCAUGUCGUGUCUCUACUUUUCCUUUCCAAAAAGUGCAUCCACUCCCAGGACUUCUGCUUUACACAGGUGAUACCCAGAGGUUUGUCGCUAGCUUUUUUUUUUUUUUUCCCCCCUAAACUGUUAAAGUCCAGGCCCUGAUUUACGUGGUCCUAGUGCUUAUAUAUAUCUGGGUGGCCUAAGAAGCCAUCAGAAUUAGAGCAUCUCACAUGAACUUUGCAUUACCAUUUUCCUGCUCUUUUUCGGGGUCCCGUAUUUCCGUUAGAGCAGCAUCAUCCACACCCAUUUUGAAAACUCACAGGCUGGUCGCCAUGAAAUCUUUAAAAGUCUAGAAUACAUCUGCUCCAGUUCAUUUCAUUCCUAAUGCCCUAGAUUGGGCCGUACAUCUCUUAGGACUAUAUCAGUAGCUAGAAACUGAUUAUCAUCUCUUCCUCUAUCCAACCCAUAUUCCACAAUAGCAGUAGGCACUGAUUACCAACACAAAAAUCUGACCAUAUUUUUCCCUGUUAAAAACUUAGAUGGAUUUUUUUUUUUUGCCUGUGUAAUCAUAACGGACUUCAAACAGUUAUAAUCUGAUUGAGACUCACCCAACCGUUUCAUUAUCAAUGGACUCUCUUCAUUCAGCCCCAGAAACCUUAUGUUCAGAUGAAGCACAGAUGAAAUGUUCUGAACACAACAUAUACUUUAAGAUCAUUGUGUUUAUGGCCACUGAGAAACUCUGAACUUUUCCCCCUAUAUAAUAGCAAAAGGACAGUCUCAAUUACUUUACUUUGGUAAGUGGCCUGAGUUCCAAGUAGUAGGGGUAUGGAUUCAGUAGUGUAGGUCUAUUAAUUAGGGUACCAGGGGGUUACCCCUGUCUUUGGAAAAGUCCUCCUGUCUUCACCUCUCCUCCAAUUAAAUCUUUAUCAAAUGCCACCUUUAAAGUAGAAUUCAUUGUUUUUUCCCUAUGACCCACUGUAUUAAAUCAAAAUGUCCUAUACCAAUAGAAAACAUUAUGACCCCUACACAAGGACGAUGCUGUUUUAGGAACUAUUUAAUACAUCAUGUUUCUUUUGUACUCCUUAGUACAUUAAUAUUUCUUUUAUAGCAAGUUUAUAGUAAGUUUUUUACAUGUCCAUCAUCCCUUUCUGUACUUUCUGAACAAUAGGAAUCAUAUUUUACUCAUCUUUGUAGCCCCAGUGCCUAUGACAGUCUAGUAUCUAAUAAAUACUAAAUGCCCAAUAAAUAUUUGAUGAUGAAUAGAUGUGAUGGUCAUCUGACUUCUCCAAAUUGGCAUCUCCUUGAUGGCAUGAUCUAAUCCUGAAUCAUUUUAUCCCUAGUACCUAAUACAAUUAUUGAUAUAUACUGUUCCAAUUGCUGAGUGCUAUCUUUAAAUGAAUUUUCCAAAUUCCAUUCUCAUUACCAAGGUUUAAUAUUUUAUGUUGGUUACUGAUAAAAGAUUUAAGGCCAGAAGAGGUCUUAUCAUCUAGUACAACCCUUUCAUUUCCUGCAGAUGAAGAUACUGAGCCAAGAUAGCCCAGGUGAUUGCCCCAUACAACUAGGAAAUGCUAGAUCUAGGACUAAGUUUUCAGAUUUUUUAGUUUAACUACUCUUUACUUAGGUUGAAUUUUUGUAACAACUUUUACCACUUUCAUUUUUUAAACACCCCCUGCAAGGGGACAUCAUCUAAUAUUUAUUUCAACAACCAUUUUUUGGGAGCACCUACUCUGUAAAGAGACAGUUGAGGUUCCUGUUCUUAAGUUUGAAAUCUUGUGGAGAAUCUCAUAACCUACUGUUGAUAAAAAAUAUUAUUGAGAGCAAAACUUUGUUUUCUUUUGUGUAGGAAUUUUAAGUUGGCAAUUUUACCUUAUUUCAUUUCACUCUCAGUUUUAAGUAUAACAGUGUGUAAGAUUUUAUUAGAGAUCGUGAGGUGUAAAUUCUGAUUUAUUUUAUCUCUAGGUAUUCUCAUUUUUUUCUGUGUGUUUCACCAUCAGUACUCUUUACCAGCAGUUGUUUAAUCAAUUUGUAAUAGAGAAGACUCAGUAGGAGAAAAUGUCAAAUCUAAAAAUGAAAGAGGCCGCCCUUAUCUAUCUUGACAGAAGUGGAGGACUCCAAAAGUUUAUAGAUGAUUGCAAGUUCUACAAUGAUUCAAAACAAAGUUAUGCAGUCUAUCGAUUCAGUAUUUUAAUAAAUCCCUCUGAUAUUGUUGAAUUGGAUGCUGAACUUGGAAAUUACAUUUUACACCAGCCACUAAAAGCUGCUCAAGUUUUUCAAUCUGUCUGUUUUAUUGCUGUUAAGACUCUUUCACUAAUUGGACAAUUACAGACUGAAGCUCAAAUUAAUAUAGUGCUGAAGUUAACACAUUUACCUCCUCUGCGAAGUUAUAGUCUUGAUCUUUGUGAAUUUCCACUUGAUUAUGCAUCUCAAAGAUUUUAUAUGAUGCAAGGUAUUGUGAUUGCAAUGACAACUGUAACCAAGUACACACAAGGUGCAAGAUUUCUUUGUUCAGAUGAAGCAUGCCCUCUGUCAAAAGGAUUUGAGUAUAUAAGAGUGCAUGUGCCUGGUGCUACUGAAUCUGCAACAGUAAGAAAUGACUUUUUGUGUAAUCUGUGUUCAUCUUCACUUCAAGAAGACAGAAAAUUUAGAGUACUUGGUGAUAAACAGAUAGUUGAAAUAAUCACAGCAAAGGCACUUCAUGCUUUUAAAGGAUAUUCCAAUAACCAGCCAUUUAGGUUUCAAUCUCUUACAAUUUUUCUAAGGGAUGAAUCUGUGAGUAAAAUGAAUAUAGGAAAUGAGUAUAAAAUUAUUGGAAUUCCAACCUGUGUAAGAACUUCACAAACUGCUGUCUGUAUAGAGGCAAACAGUAUCAUUUCUUGUAAUCCAGAAGUUCCUUCAGGAAUAAGCGACAAUUUUAGGUAUCUCCUCUCUUUGACUUCCAGCUCAUGCUGGAAAUUUACAGCGAUACUUGCCAAUAUCUUUGCAUCACAAAUUGUUCCUCCUGGGACUUACAAUUUGCUCAAGCUAUGUUUGCUGAUGAGUCUAGUACAGACAAGUGACCGUAACAAGGAACUGAAAGAUUGCCUGGAUAUUUUAAUCAUGACAAGUGAUACUCUACUUGUAGACAGGCUUUUGAAUUUUAGUAUAAAACUUGUGCCUCGUGGCAUACGUCAUCCAGUGUCUACUGAAAUUUUUCCUACUCUAUCCAGGAAUAAGUAUGGAACUGGAGCAGUUAGUAUUCAAGCUGGCAGUGCUUUGCUAGCUAAAGGUGGUAUCUGCUUUAUAGGAGACUUGGCUUCACACAAAAAAGAUAAACUAGAACAGCUUCAAUCAGUUGUGGAAAGCAGAAGCAUCACAGUAUACAUCCCAGGAAAGAAGUUUGGGGAUGAUAUUAAUCAACAAAUGACUUUUCCAGUUCAGUGCAGUUUUUGGUCUUUUGUUGAUAUGGAUUCAUCUUCAAGGAGAAAUAUGCAGAAAACCAACACUCUCAUUGGUCGGAUGGAUUGCAGUUUGAUUCCAGCUAAUCUUGUAGAGGCGUUUGGAUUAUUGAUUAACUGCAAUGAAUCAUCUUGUUGCUACCCACUUAUUUCUACUGUGCAACACACUUUAAAGAAAGCCAUCGAUCCUGAAGAGCUCCUUUAUGUAGCUUCUAAGAAGUUCACAACUGAAGAUUUUGAAAAGCUGCUGGCUUUUGCAAAGAAUUUGAAUGUAGAAUUCAGUUUGGAGGCAGAAAGAAUGAUCCAUGGCUAUUAUCUAGCAAGUCGCAGAAUCAGAACAGAUUCUAUAAGUGGAUCAAAACUGUCAGCAUCUGCAUUAAAAUAUUUAGUUUCCCUAGCUGAAGCACAUGCUCGACUGAACUUAAGGAAUAAAGUGCUUAAAGAAGAUGUACUAAUUGCAGCCUUAUUGUUUGAAACAUCUCUCACACUGAAAUAUGGGGCCACUGUAUUUUGUGUUGCUCCAAAUGCAGUAUUUCCAUUUGAAUUGUAUAAUGAAGAAUAUUUGGAGCAAAGGGAUAUCUAUUUGAAUCAAUGCCAACAGCAGCUCCAACAGUUUAUUGCCACAUAUGGACCUGGGACAGCUAUUUUCACUAGUGAUGAAUAGGCAAUCUGAGGAAAAUCAUUUUCUUCACUCAUAUUUAAGCAGUGGAAAGGUGUGAUUCUGAAGUAAUGCUUCAGGUAAUACUAUGUAUGGUAGUACAUUAGAAGGCUAUCUGAAAAAUAUAAAAGGUCUCAUUAUUAAAAAUCUGGUCGGGGGACCUG
Messenger RNA from Lynx canadensis (Canada lynx), 5452 nucleotides. RefSeq names its product minichromosome maintenance domain containing 2 (gene MCMDC2). The coding region runs from base 3249 to 5294 and encodes 681 amino acids. The record is from RefSeq and is a predicted model, not a curated record. The transcript is spliced from 14 exons. NCBI's taxonomy places the organism in Eukaryota, Metazoa, Chordata, Mammalia, Carnivora, Felidae. Gene Ontology annotation, biological process: double-strand break repair via break-induced replication. Gene Ontology annotation, molecular function: DNA binding; ATP binding; single-stranded DNA helicase activity.